Athalia rosae (coleseed sawfly) is the source of this 722-nucleotide messenger RNA. Its product is annotated as histone H2B.3. The coding region runs from base 75 to 446 and encodes 123 amino acids. The transcript has a single exon. Gene Ontology annotation, cellular component: nucleosome. NCBI's taxonomy places the organism in Eukaryota, Metazoa, Arthropoda, Insecta, Hymenoptera, Athaliidae. Gene Ontology annotation, molecular function: protein heterodimerization activity; structural constituent of chromatin; DNA binding. The record is from RefSeq and is a predicted model, not a curated record.
UAAACAGUUCUCCCUCGACCUCGAGCCGACAUAGAGUUCUGUGUUUUCCGACGCAUAUCUAUCUGCAGUUGAAAAUGCCACCAAAGGCCAGCGGUAAGGCUGCGAAGAAGGCCGGAAAGGCCCAGAAAAACAUUUCCAAGGGCGACAAGAAGAAGAAGCGCAAGAGGAAGGAGAGUUACGCGAUCUACAUCUACAAGGUCCUGAAACAAGUCCACCCCGACACCGGAAUAUCGAGCAAGGCGAUGAGCAUCAUGAACAGCUUCGUCAACGACAUAUUCGAACGCAUCGCCGCCGAGGCCUCGCGUCUCGCCCACUACAACAAACGCUCGACCAUCACCUCCCGGGAAAUUCAGACCGCGGUCAGGCUGCUGUUACCUGGUGAACUGGCCAAGCACGCCGUCAGUGAGGGCACCAAGGCGGUCACCAAAUAUACCAGUUCCAAGUGAGCUGCUGCUCCCCGACAAACGACAAACCGGCCCUUUUUAGGGCCACAACACUUUUCACGGCAAAGAUUCGUAUUUUCAAGCUACAAGUCAAACCCCCGAAUGCCAUGAUACUUUUUUGGGUAAUCCAAAGCAGGAGUCAUGUUGUCCGCAGUCCGGGCCUUGAACAAAUACUUUGAUAGACUCAUCGUCAUCAGCUUGGCGAUAUUCGUUUGAUAUUAAACUCGUGUCUAAUCAGUAUUAUCAGUUAAUACUCGUAGGCUUUGUAUGUAGUUUUUU